AUGGCACCACCAACCUCAAGAGCAGAAAUCCGCAAAUCCCUCCAAGGGUCCGCCCGCAAUGGCCGACCCAUUGUCGGCGCCGGCGCAGGCACAGGCCUCUCAGCGAAAUUCAUCGAAGCUGGCGGUGCAGACCUAAUCAUCAUCUACAACUCGGGACGCUUCCGUAUGGCAGGGCGCGGGUCCUUGGCCGGCCUAAUGCCCUACGGUGACGCCAACGCCGUCGUCGUCGACAUGGCUCGAGAAGUCCUUCCUGUCGUUGAUAAAACACCUGUCCUCGCUGGUGUCUGCGGCACAGACCCCUUCCGGCUCAUGCCCAGGUUCCUCGCCGAGCUGAAAGAUAUGGGGUUCGCGGGAGUGCAGAAUUUCCCUACGGUUGGACUGAUUGAUGGGACGUUUCGCGCGAACCUUGAGGAGACGGGGAUGGGCUACGAUAAGGAGGUGGAAAUGAUUAAAAUAGCUCACGAUCUGGAUCUCCUGACUACGCCGUACGUAUUCAACGUCGAAGAGGCAGAAGCAAUGACACGAGCUGGCGCGGACGUGCUAGUCUGCCACAUGGGCUUGACGACGUCUGGCUCGAUUGGCGCAAAAUCAGGGAAGAGCUUGGACGAUUGUGUAGGUCUGAUACAGGGGAUGAGGGAUGCCGCUACGGCUAUCAACCAGGAUGUGCUGGUGUUGUGUCAUGGGGGUCCUAUAGCUGAGCCCAAAGAUGCGCAGUAUGUGUUAAGUAGGACGAAGGGGGUGCAUGGGUUCUUUGGCGCGAGUAGUAUGGAGAGGUUACCUGUGGAAUUGGCGAUUACGAAUAUUACGAGGGACUUUAAGGGGUUGAAGUUUGAAUCGUGA
Molecule: messenger RNA, 840 nt
Organism: Lithohypha guttulata
Lineage: Eukaryota; Fungi; Ascomycota; Eurotiomycetes; Chaetothyriales; Trichomeriaceae
Exons: 1
Coding region: 1-840 (279 amino acids)
Molecular function (GO): catalytic activity
Source: RefSeq, a predicted model, not a curated record